UUAUAUGAAGCCGCAUCCUGACGGGGAAGUCAUAAUACAACAGAAUGAAGAUCUCUGUGAGUUUUACACUCUGGCUGCUGCUCAGCUCUGUCUCCGCAAAAGAAAGUACUGAAUGCCAGCGGGCUUUUCCCGAAGACAUCUACGCUGCGCUGAGAGAGAUGACCGCCUCGUUGGUUCAACUGAAGGCUGACAUGAGAUUCCUGCAGACUCAAGAACAAGCAGCACAGCAGAAGACUGAAGUGGACAAGUUGAAGCAACAACUUCAAGGCGAAUCAACUAUUGGACCCUUUCCCUCGGACACUACCCUGAUCUACAAACACGUUACCACCAACAUUGGAAAUGCCUACAACCCAAACACAGGUGUGUUCACUGCCCCGGUGAGAGGAGCGUACCACUUUGAGUGGUCGGUCGGUGCAAAUGGAGACAACAGCCACGCUUCAGGUGCUGUGUUGGUCAAGAACACAGAGAAUGUUUUCGUGGCAUGGGAGAAACAGAAGGAUGGUUUUAUGAGUUCCUCUAAAGGCGUUACGCUGUUGCUAGAGGUGGGAGAAGUCGUAUUUGUGCGUCUGUGGUCUAACACUUUGGCGUUAGACAAUGCAAAUCACCACAACACCUUCAGUGGUCACCUGCUGUUCACCAUGUAAGACAGAAACAGCAGCUCUGUGAUAGUCACACAGGUUGUUGUUGUCUUAAUCAAGUCUUCAUAGCUCUUCAUAGAUUUAAACUGAUUUCAUCUGCAUCCAAAU
Molecule: messenger RNA, 746 nt
Organism: Sander lucioperca (pikeperch)
Lineage: Eukaryota; Metazoa; Chordata; Actinopteri; Perciformes; Percidae
Product: complement C1q-like protein 4
Exons: 4
Coding region: 45-644 (199 amino acids)
Molecular function (GO): protein binding
Source: RefSeq, a predicted model, not a curated record